Cryptomeria japonica (Japanese cedar) is the source of this 1035-nucleotide messenger RNA. Its product is annotated as myb-related protein 308-like. NCBI's taxonomy places the organism in Eukaryota, Viridiplantae, Streptophyta, Pinopsida, Cupressales, Cupressaceae. The coding region runs from base 1 to 1035 and encodes 344 amino acids. The record is from RefSeq and is a predicted model, not a curated record. The transcript is spliced from 7 exons.
AUGGCGAGCUGCUCAGAUUUUAAGAAGGGUCAUUGGACACCAGUGGAAGACUGUCUUCUGAAACAACAUAUUCAACUUCAUGGGGAAGGUCACUGGAGUACUAUUCCUAAAACAACAGGUUUGUUGCGAUGUGGUAGGAGUUGCAGGUUACGGUGGAUGAAUCAUCUUCGCCCCAAUUUAAAGCGCGGAAACAUUUCACGAGAUGAAGAAGAGCUCAUUAUAAAGCUGCGCAAGCUGCUUGGAAACAGAUGGUCACUGAUUGCUGGUCGGAUGUCAGGAAGAACGGACAACGAGGUGAAGAACUACUGGUAUAGCCGCUUGAAACAUAGUCUGGUCAGCAAUAAACUAACGAAACCUUUGGUUACCAGAUUAACUGCUAAACCUAUAAACAAUCUAGCUAAGUCUCAGCCCACAGAUAUUGAAUCUGCAAAAACUGCAGCAUUGUCGAAGGGGACGUGUAGAGAAGCAGAAGGACAGGAGGAUAUUAUAAUAGUGAACGUUGGAGAAGAAAAUGAGGAGGCAUCUAAAUGUCAUGCAAUAGAAGGAAAUGUCACCCCAAGCUAUCCAUCUGAUGAGGAGCAUCUCAAUAUAGCUUAUCACAUUUCACCACAUAACAUCACUUUGGAUUAUGAUAGUGAAAUUUUGGAGGAGCAAGCAGCAGACAGGAUGUCAGUACCCAUUGCAGAGCACCGAUUUGAGCGAGAGGAUCUACGCAUCUUACAGUUGUGUGAGAGACAUCUAGCUACACAGGGGCUACGUGAUCGGCUGACAGAGGUCGAGAUUGAUUGCAUUGUAGCGACUGGGUUGUAUGAUACUCGACUGACAGCAGCUGAGACACAGGUAGAGGAUUUGGAGGUGGAGGUUGCUGCUAGAGAUGUACAACUAUUUGCACGAGAGUCAGAGCUGACUGUGGUGCUACGGGAGAGGGAUGGUGUGGUGGAGAGAUUAGCGGAGAUGCAGGAGAGAGUCUGGGUUAAUGUAUGUGUGCUUUUGAUGACUUUUGGGAUAGAAUGCCUGAUGUAUGCAAUGUCAUGA